UUUCCUUGUGACAUUGACUGAGAUAGAAAGUUGAACUUACACUCCAGUGCAUCUUGGAAGAUAACCACAAUCACUCGUGAGCCACUUGUUGAUACGACAAUGCUUCUCUCUGUACUCAUCUUGGUUUUCAUCAGCUGUUGUCGGGUCUCGGGGACCCCAACAACUUCUAACGAAACGAAAAGCGAUAGCGAAAAGUACUAUAACCUCACCGAAAAGUUUGAGAAGCAGUGGAAGGUAACGAUAAAGGGGGCCAUUAAGCCCCUGAUGCCCUUUAUGUUGAGAAUGAAUGAAGAGAAUGAUUUAUCAGGAUCAUGCAGGAGGGCCCUGAUGCUUUAUCUGUCAGGACUCAACCAAGCCAAAGUUUGGGCUAUUCGAAUGCUAGAUGCCACCUCGAAGUUGCCACCAGGAGUUCUACAGGGUACCUUCGUCGAUUACGGUUCUUUUGACGAGUGCCUCGCAGUAGAGGGUCCUGGGGCUAAAUUCACAGGCCAAUCCUGCGCCAUCGAAGCCCGCCCUCCCUUACCACCGCUUUCACCUGGGUACACAUUGGUGAAGACUCACUUAAAUGGAAAUAACGGAACGUUGAGUGGUUAUUUUCGAGUGACUUACGAGGCUCUUCACCAUAAAAAGUUGCGGGUUGUAGCUUGUGUGCCCUCCUCAUGCAGUCUGCAAGAUAUGAGAGUCAUUGCUAGAAAAGUGGCUGAAGAGACCGACUUCGACAUCAAAAUUCCACAGUGUUAUAAAAAAGAAGCAGCGCCUCUGCAAGCUAUACAUUGGACGGUUAUAUUUUUCUUGGGAUUGCUACUCAUACUGUGUCUCAUAGGCACAGGAGUAGAAUUGUUUUCUGAGAAGAAAGCAUCAACACUCAGAAGUCUGCUGGAAGCGUUUUCCUUGUCCUCCAAUGGCCGCCGUCUUUUUUCUGCUCCCGGUGGCAGUUCCACUGAGUUCUGCUGCAUCCACGGCGUACGAGCCCUCACCAUGUGUUGGGUAGUUUUGGGACACACUUACGUAUUAAUGGAUUUCGAGCUUCUCAAGGACCCUUCCGAAAUACAAGGUUGGUUCAAAGCUUUGGAAUUCGAAUUAAUCCAUAACGGGUGGCUCUCCGUCGAAACGUUCUUCCUCCUCAGUGGAAUUUUGGUGACCGUUGGAGGUCUAAAGUUUCUGCAGAAAAGCAAAGGCUGUUUUAACGUACCAGUAAUGGCUCUACGUCGAUAUUUCAGAUUGACCCCUUCUCUACUAUUGUUGAUGGGCCUCGUUUUCUUCCUACCUCUUAUUGGUUCCGGACCCUUCUGGUAUCAGCAUGUUGAUCCCCAGGUGGAGUCCUGCGCCAAAUAUUGGUGGACAAGUCUAUUGUUUAUAUCCAAUUGGUUUGGAAUAGACAAAGGGUGCACCCUAGUUACAUGGUAUCUGGCGGCUGAUUUGCAACUCUACAUCGUGGCUCUUUUUUUCCUUCUAGUCUUGAACAAGUAUUGUAAAUUAGGCUUAGCAAUACUGAUGUUGUCGAUUGUUGUUUCGUGCAUUGCUGUUGGACUACAGACCUUAGUACACAAAAUCAUGCCGUCCGCUAUGAUAUCGGCUGUCAACAAUGACAAGGUACAUGAGGUGCUGAACCAUGUCCACGUCUACACUCUUACCCACCUAGGCCCCUAUUGUUUAGGUAUGCUGCUAGGAUACAUUGUCUUCAAGUAUAAAGAACACAAGUUAGCUAAGGGCUACGUGAUAAGUGGAUGGUUGCUGUCAAUUUUACUGGGAAUGUCUUCGGUUCUCGGUACCCAUCGUUUCUCUACGGGUGAGGAAGAAUCCAGGGCUUUGGCCAUCCUGUACGCCGGCCUACACAGAGUUGUCUUCACGUCUGCUGUCGCCUGGGUCCUCUAUGCAUGCAUCACGGGCCGUGGAGGUCCUGUGAACACUCUUUUAUCAUCAGCUGUGGUUGCGCCCUUCAGUCGCCUCACUUUCAUGGUUUACCUCAUUCAUCCUCUGGUCAUUUGGACAAGACUGGGCAGUCGAAGGGAGAGGCUAUCCACCACGCACUACGACAUGGUGUACGAGUAUUUAGCCAAUCUCGUGACAGCUUUCGCCUUAGCCACGCCCUUCUAUUUGCUCUUAGAGGCUCCUCUCACCAACAUCGAGAGACUGCUCAACACUCGGCCUAAUAAGAAUGAAGAAACGCAAGAAAAGAGCAUCAAAUGAAAAAAUUCUUUUGCUGUCUCUAAUUACCGACUAAUACCAAUUCACAGAUUCAGGUCUGUAAAAAGACAUUAGAAAUGUGCAAUUUAGGGUAAUUAAUGGAAAGACUUGCUGCUGCGGACAGUGUUGUGCAUGUCAUUUUGAGAUGUGCAGCUUCAAAGACGCAGCAAUUUUUCCGAAUUUUGUGGAUACAGUUUUGUUUUUGUGUGUAUAGUCUGAGCUUCUGUAUAUAUUUUUCGUACACAUAUUUAUGUAGUAAUAAAAAUAUUUAUUG
This is a messenger RNA of Argiope bruennichi, 2461 nucleotides long. RefSeq names its product nose resistant to fluoxetine protein 6-like. The record is from RefSeq and is a predicted model, not a curated record. The coding region runs from base 100 to 2190 and encodes 696 amino acids. NCBI's taxonomy places the organism in Eukaryota, Metazoa, Arthropoda, Arachnida, Araneae, Araneidae. Gene Ontology annotation, molecular function: acyltransferase activity, transferring groups other than amino-acyl groups. The transcript is spliced from 15 exons.